AUGGGAGAUAAAGAGGCACAACAGGAAGAGCUGCAAUCAAUUGACGCAAUUUUCGGUGAUUUAGUCCAUUUGGAAUCAACUUCUCGAAUAAAUGUACAGUUCGCUGAUGAUAUUCAACUAACUAUCGAUUUGCCUCCCGAUUACCCGUCUCGUUCUCCUCCUUCAUUCGAAUUGAGCGGACCCAGGUUGAAAGCAUACGAACGGACGGAAUUAUCUAAUAAACUACAGGAAAUAUACGUGAAUAGUAUUGGUCAGCCCGUUUUAUACGAUUGGAUCGAAUGUGUUAAUUCACAUGUACUAGAAAAAACCGAAGGUCCUGAACCAGCUGACUCAUCCAUUGAGGAAUUACCUUCAAGUAGUGGUGAAGUUUCAUUUCCGGAUAUAAUGGUACCGAAAAUUAUUAGUGGUGAUAUUUUAACGGAUCGAAAGAGCACCUUUCAGGCUCAUCUCGCUGUUAUAAACUCUGAAAAUGAGAAGGGAAAUUUAUUGCAGGCAAUGUUGGUGCUUAACAGGUUGAAGGAAAACAGUAAGAUUGCACGAGCCACACAUAAUAUGUACGCCUGGCGAACCCAAGAGGAAACUGGUGGUCACAUUAUCAAUAGGCACGAUUGCGAGGACGAUGGUGAACAUGGUGCGGGAUCGAAAUUGUUGCAUCUGUUAGAGUUAAUGAAGGCGACAAACGUAAUGGUGAUAGUGUCGCGUUGGUAUGGUGGAAUUCAUUUGGGCCCUGAUCGGUUUCGACAUAUUUGCAAUAGUGCUCGUGAGAUACUCUCUCAGAAUGGUUUCUCGAAUCGUUAA
This is a messenger RNA of Anisakis simplex (herring worm), 798 nucleotides long. Lineage: Eukaryota; Metazoa; Nematoda; Chromadorea; Rhabditida; Anisakidae. The record is from the annotation of a GenBank genome assembly.